Ilex paraguariensis (yerba mate) is the source of this 834-nucleotide messenger RNA. NCBI's taxonomy places the organism in Eukaryota, Viridiplantae, Streptophyta, Magnoliopsida, Aquifoliales, Aquifoliaceae. The record is from the annotation of a GenBank genome assembly.
AUGGCUGGUUUGGAUUUAGGCACUGCUUCUCGUUUUGGUCAUCAGCUCCACCGUCCUGACUUGCACCUUCAGAGACAUCCUGAAGACGAAGAUGAUAACAACAGGAAUCAGUUUUCCGAUGAAAGUGGCCGUCAAGGGCUUGAACUGGUGGCCGGAAACUCUGGUCACGGCGAUAUUGUUGGUCGGAGGCCUAGAGGCCGACCACCCGGGUCGAAGAACAAGCCUAAACCACCUGUAAUUAUCACAAGAGAGAGUGCAAAUACGCUCAGGGCUCAUAUCUUGGAGGUUGGCAAUGGCUGUGAUGUCUUUGACUGUGUAGCCACCUAUGCACGGCGGCGACAGCGGGGGAUCUGCAUAUUGAGUGGUAGCGGCACGGUGACCAACGUGAGUCUCCGGCAACCAGCCGCCGCUGGUGCCGUAGUCACACUACAUGGAAGGUUCGAGAUACUAUCGCUCACCGGAUCUUUUUUGCCACCACCUGCACCGCCUGGUGCGACAAGCUUGACUAUAUUCUUGGCUGGUGGACAAGGCCAGGUCGUCGGAGGCAGCGUGGUGGGAGAGUUGAUUGCUGCGGGACCGGUUAUUGUGAUCGCAGCAUCGUUCACAAAUGUUGCAUAUGAGAGGUUGCCCUUGGAUGAUGAGGAGCCUCUUCAGAUUCAGCCGCCAGUAUCACAGGCUUCCGGUGGUGUCACUGGUGGCGGAGGUGUUGGCCACCACCCAUUUCCUGAUCCAUCUUCUGGACUUCCAUUCUUCAAUUUGCCUCUCAAUAUGCCUAAUUCUCAGUUACCAGUUGAUGGGUGGGUGGGAAACUCAGUUGGUCGCCCUCCAUUCUGA